Messenger RNA from Symbiodinium necroappetens, 3238 nucleotides. NCBI's taxonomy places the organism in Eukaryota, Dinophyceae, Suessiales, Symbiodiniaceae. The record is from the annotation of a GenBank genome assembly.
GCCUCUGACGGCCGUCGUGGACCCGAGCAUUGUUUCUUCGUUGGCUUUGCGAUUGCCAGCGUCCGAGUGGAGGCUCAUUCCUCUGGAUACAGCCACAGAAGAGGAGUUGGAAUCGGCAGAGGUGUUAUGCCCGCCCUUCUCAUUGGCCAGGAACGCCAGCGCCUUUUCAAGCUUGCUGCAGAAGGUGUCAUCAGGCAAGCUGCUGCAGUGGAUGGCUGCUGGAACCGACCUGAUCAACAUGUCGGCCGUACCAUCGCACUUCGCGAUCUGCGACGUGCACCAAGGUGGUGUGGCAAUACCGGAAUAUGUGCUGGCGGGGAUACUGCAGUGGAACGUCCGCAUGAUGGACCUGGACAGCGCGUUUAGACGGUGCACUUGGAUGCUGGGCCAAGCAGUCGAUACUGUUAGCCCAUCAACAUCUUCAGAGGUCUACAACCAGACAGUCGGAAUCGUGGGCUUCGGCACCAUCGGCCGGGGUGUGGGCCAACGAGCGGCGGCGUUUGGAAUGCGAGUCAUCGCUGUCGACGAGUAUAUUCCGUCACCAGUUCCAUCCUACGUCUCCUGGAUAGGUCAUGACGAUCAGCUGCCCAAGCUGAUGGCAGAGGCCGACUUUGUGGUGGUGGCUGAGCUCUCUUACAUGAAGCAAGAUGGGGUCCUGAUCAAUGUGGCUCGUGGGCCCAUCGUGGAUGAGAAUGCUCUCUGGCGGACACUGCAAGGCGAGCAAAUAGGUGGGGCAAUUCUCGAUGUCUGGUGGCACGAUUUCUCCUGGUACCAGAAUGGCAGCCCGGCUCCUUCCUUGCUGCUUGCACCGCAUGCGGCUUUCCGGGCUCAUUUCCCCGGGGGCCGCCCGCGCUCCUCGCCCGGCUUUGGCUGCAAGGGAGCUGUGGCGGUGUGGCUGGGCAGUUGCAUGCCACUUUGGAGAAGGAGCCGGCGGCAGUGCAUGGGGCAUCGAGAACAGACCAUGACUCUCCUGGCGCAUUCCAACAAGCAAGUGAAAAACUUGACCCUACAUCUUCUGCAUGAGCGGAUGCCAGGUGAGUCGCUUCUUCAGCGAAGGAACACGACCUUGUGUAAACUCCUCGCCUUAGUGGUCAACCUACGGCCCCUGCCACUACUUUCUUUGCAGAGGCAAUCACAGAAUCUGGCGUUGAAGCUGCUGUGCGAGCUGCCAGCCACUGGCCUAGCCGAGCACCGGCAGCUGAUUGCCAGCUGCCACGACAAACACAGCAACACCUGGCUCCACGUUGCGGCUGCAGAAGGCCACCUACAGGCCUGUGAGAUCUUGGUGGACAGCGUGGGCCUUCCGUUGCAUGCACGGAACGAUGAUGGCUUACAGCCGCUGGCCCUUGCGAAGAGUUACGAAGUUGAUCAAUUUGUGAGGAGUAGGAUGCACUUUCGGGAGACCCGGUUCGGCCACGGGAAUGCUUUCGCUGAGAUGAUGCAGGAUGAGAGGCUGGUGUCCGAGGUCGUAUGGUACACGAUUCCUCUUCCUGGCCUCGCCGGCAAGCUUGGAGGCCUUCACUCCUUCCUGGAAGUGACGGUGGGUGGGGGGGUCAAGACCAAGAGAUACGUGCUUGAGAAGGCUGGGUCUGUUCCCCUGGAGGCACAUCAGGAGCAUGGCGUCUUCAUCGGCAGCGACGAUUUGGGCACCAACUUGCUGCGCGCGAAUGGUGUUGACAUGCACAGCAGGAAGUUGAGCCUCACCAGCGGCAGUCUGAAGCCUGGGCUGAAGAUGAAGGACUUGCACGAGCAAGCUCAUAAAACUGGACGCUAUGAUCUUGCAUCUUCGAACUGCCAUCAUGCCGCCCAGCUCGUCUUCAAUCACUGCUGCGCCCGAGAAGCAGACCGGGAGGCCACAACCCCCAACGAACUCAUGGCAGUCGUGGCUGCUGGAUUGAGUGCAUUGCAGCUUCACUUGUUCAACUCAAGAAGUUUUGGCUCCGAAACCUCAGGCUCAGAAUUUGCUUCAGUUGAGUCUGAAGUGCCCUCGUCUGCCCUCCGUGCGGCUCCGCGCGGGUUUACGAAGGCGUUCGACGUGUCCUCCGACCCUCUCGCUUUCGUUGCUGCUGCCCUGAGCCAUGCGGUGUAUGACGAGGAUCCGGCGAGCAUUCUGAAGCCACGAGAGGCCGCUGCUGGUGCCGUCAUCCACAACGAAUUAGAGAAGCCGGUUGAUGUGCAAGACUCCCCUUUAGGCACUAGCAAAAGAAUAGAAGCAGGUGACAAGUGCACGGUCGAUCAUAUUAUUGGGGGACCAGAGAAAGCACUCGUGAAUAUCAUUCAAGACGGGUUCGUAAAGACCCCCCUGGCCGAGAAUCAGCCGAUCUGGAUGGGUCGUGACUAUGAGCUAACUCGGGACUUUCGAGGUGAGGUCAUUGUCCAAGAGGUGGCGAUGCCAAGAGUCGAGGUGCUGCACACCGUGCACGCUGGAAACGGCGUUAGCCCGGUGGAGUGGCUCCUCGCUAGGUCUGGCGACGCGAUUUACUUGUGCUUCCGUGGUACGGACGAUGUCCAGGAUGCUGCGAUUGAUUUCAGUGUCCUGCCAGACUUUCACAGAUUCAAAGAGUACGGCAUCGGCGUGCACGGAGGGAUUGCACAUGCCCUCGAGCAGGAGGGAGAUAGACUUUGUCAUGUUGUGAGCGAUGUGCUGCAGGCUUUGCAGGAGCAUCGUCGAGCUGGAGAGCGGCUGGUCCUUUGCGGCCACUCCCUCGGUGGAGCCUACGCCCAAGUCAUGGCUGUCCACUUGUUGACGCGGAAGGUGGAAGUCACGGCCCUCCGAACCUUUGGCACUCCUCAUGUCUUCAUACCAGGGAGUAGAGAAACUUCUCCAUUGUGGAGGCAGUUGUGUUCGAUAAGCCAGCAUUGGGUGCGGGACUGGGAUCCCGUUCCACGGUUGCCCCUUUGCAAAACCUGGCUGACAGAGGUGCUGCCAAAGCUGAAACUCGAGCUUGGUGGGAUCCGGGUUGGCGUUGCCGAGACACUUCUUCGUGAUAUUCAGCAGAACUACAAAGGAGCCAAAGUUCCCUUGCUAGAGGGCUUCGACGUCGCCGGCGAGGUCGUGCUGGUGAGCAAGGCACCCAUCUCAGCCCACAUUGCACGGGAAGGAGGAGCGCCUCAGAAGGAGCUUCUCAGUGAGAAGCCUCCGGAGGCAUCGAUGACUUUCAACAAGCUGAAUGCCUACCACGAUAUGGAGGAAUAUUUGCAGAUUGCUCGUCUGUUGACUGGCCCAGAAGCGGCCUGA